AUGUCGCGAAUAACCGAGAAUCUCCCUCCAACCAACGAGGGGUAUGGAACGCAAGAGUACUGGGAGCAGCGGUAUACCAACGAGGGCCCGACGGUGUCGUUCGACUGGUUCCUGUCGCCAGAGUACCUGCUGCCGUUCAUUGAGCAGACCUUGAGAGAGGCAGGGAUGGGAAAGGAAGCUCGGAUACUCAUGCUGGGCUGUGGCAACUCAUCCUUGAGCGAGGUGAUGUAUGACGACGGGUACAGAGACGUCGUCAAUGUCGAUUACUCGAAGGCCGUCAUUGAGCAGAUGAAGGAACGGCAUAAAUCUCGGGUCGGCAUGGAAUGGCUGGAGAUGGAUGUGCUGGAACUGCAAUUUGAGGAGGAGUUCGACCUGGUCAUCGAUAAAGGGACAAUGGACGCAAUGUUGACAACAAAGGGGGAUCCUUGGAAUCCACCAGAAAAGGACAUAAAGACUUGUACGCAGGAGAUCACUGAGGCGAUACGGGUCAUGAGGAAGCGGCCAAGCUCCCGGUUCCUGUAUUUCACCUUCGGCCAGCCUCACUUCAGGGAAAGGUAUAUGCAAGACCGGCCGAACUGGACAUUAUCGCAUAAAGAGGUCGGCCCGCCCGAAGGGUUCGCGUACUUUAUGUACACCCUCGCUUACACCCCAUGA
Messenger RNA from Dioszegia hungarica, 654 nucleotides. Its product is annotated as S-adenosyl-L-methionine-dependent methyltransferase. The record is from RefSeq and is a predicted model, not a curated record. NCBI's taxonomy places the organism in Eukaryota, Fungi, Basidiomycota, Tremellomycetes, Tremellales, Bulleribasidiaceae. The transcript has 11 exons. Bases 1 to 654 code for a protein of 217 amino acids.